Messenger RNA from Penicillium pulvis, 543 nucleotides. RefSeq lists its product as uncharacterized. The transcript has 3 exons. The annotation marks the transcript as partial. Lineage: Eukaryota; Fungi; Ascomycota; Eurotiomycetes; Eurotiales; Aspergillaceae. The record is from RefSeq and is a predicted model, not a curated record. Gene Ontology annotation, cellular component: plasma membrane.
CUUGGUAACCUGGAUGGGUCUAGUGUUACCGUAGAAGCGAGUGCUGUUGUGAAUAGCGUGGGGCAUAGUGCGGGGACUGCUAUAGCUAAGGCGUUUGUAGCGGCGAGUACUGUAGCUAGCCAUGUUAGCAGCGAAUUGGAAGACCUGAUAGAUAAAUUGAAGUCGUAUUUGCCCGAGUAUUACUCGGUUGGUCUAUGGGGCUAUUGUAAAGGCCAAAAUGGCUUAGUCACGAAUUGCUCUGAUCUAAGCAUAAGUUUCUCUUUUGACUUGGUGAAUAUAUUUGAUUCGGUGUCUAUAGAGAUAAAUGAUUUCAUUCCGGGCCUGAAUCAGAUAGUUUUUGUAGUAAUCAUCUGGCUGUACAUUUUGGGUUUUAUCUUAACGGUCCUGGUGGUUAUCCUUGGCGUGCGAAAGGCGGUCUUUUCCAGGGGGAAUAAAUUACUGGCGAUUUUUGCCACGCUUUCGAUGCUCUUGGUUACCACUGCUAUAAUUGGAAUGAUAGUCAUUUACGGGCUUUGGACUGCUGGAAUUAAAAGUGUUUUAUAG